Molecule: messenger RNA, 1472 nt
Organism: Nylanderia fulva
Lineage: Eukaryota; Metazoa; Arthropoda; Insecta; Hymenoptera; Formicidae
Product: methionine aminopeptidase 1D, mitochondrial
Biological process (GO): proteolysis
Molecular function (GO): metalloaminopeptidase activity
Source: RefSeq, a predicted model, not a curated record
UGUUCAUUCUUUAACAUGGUAUCGUAUUUUCAGAUUUCAGGUUAUUUGUUUGGAAGAGAAUUGCACAUUGCACUUUCUACACUGCAGUUUCUCUAUCUUUGUUCUGUCUGAUCUUGAAUACAGAUUCAUAGACAAUUUCACUUUGAAUGCAGGAGAUUUGUGAAAGAAAUUUUAAAUUUAAAGCAGAGAGAUGUAAUAACUUUGCUGUCAUGUUGUUCCCUGCAUUUAAAAUCAAAUAAGACCUAUGCGUAAUUUUGACAGAGAAAAAAAAUACCACGAGUGUAGAAAGUGCAUAACACUGUGACGUGAUGACACAUGUGUGCGACUAAAAUAGGAUAGAAAUUUAUGUUGAACUGGUCAAAAUUGAUUAUCAGAGAGAAUAUUAUAAUUACGAGAUACAAAUAUCAUAGAAAAUGCACCUGACUAAAAACGUCAUUCAAACAACACAAUCUUUUAAAACCCAUCUUUUAAGCUUUCUUAAGACUGCAUCAAAGGCUGGAGAUAUAAAAAUAUCCAGAUUUGUUCAUACUUAUAAUAAUAAUUCUUUUGGCAAAUAUGCUAUAGUCCGACCAUGGUUAGUUUCUGAAAAGGUAGUUGUACCUUCAUAUAUACCUCAGCCAUCCUAUAGCGAAUCAUCAAUACCUGAAAAAGAUGAACUGAUAACACCUGAAAUCAAGGAUGAAUCUCAAAUAGAAUGUAUGAGGGAAAGUUGUAAACUUGCUAGUCAUAUCCUGCAUCAAGUUGAUAAGUUAAUUAAGCCAGGUAUUACGACCGAUUUUCUUGACAAACAAGUACACGAUAUGAUAAUUGGCAAUGGAGCUUAUCCCAGUCCACUCAAUUAUCAUGGUUUUCCUAAAUCUAUAUGUACAAGUGUCAACAACGUCGCUUGUCAUGGUAUUCCAGACAGUAGGCCUUUACAAGAAGGUGAUAUACUCAAUGUCGAUGUAACAGUAUAUCUUAAUGGCUAUCAUGGUGACUGCUCGGCUAUGUUUCAAGUAGGUGAAGUCGAUUUAAAAGGCAAAGAAUUGAUAACAAUCACAGAAUUGUGUUUAAAAUCAGCCAUUGAAAUAUGCAAGCCUAAUCAACAUUUUUACAAUAUUGGUAAAGUAAUAGAAGAUAUAGCAAAUAAACAUAAUUUGAAUGUAAUACCUGCGUUUGUGGGCCAUGGUAUUGGGACUUAUUUUCAUGGUGCCCCUGACAUUUUCCAUUUUGCAAAUGAUUAUUCUGGAAGAAUGAAAUCAGGGAUAACAUUUACUAUUGAACCAGUUUUGAGUCAAGGAAUGACACAGAUUGAAAUUUUGGAAGAUGGAUGGACAGCUUGCACUGUUGAUAAUUCUAGAACAGCUCAAAUUGAACAUACAAUUUUGAUAACAGACGAUGGAUGUGAAGUACUAACACUCUAGACCAUAAUGAUUGUCUGUUUAUAUGUGUAUAUAAAUAAUACUUAUUAAAUAUAUUAUUUCUACACAUUU